Messenger RNA from Mustela lutreola (European mink), 7768 nucleotides. It is a transcript of the gene CRAMP1, whose product is annotated as cramped chromatin regulator homolog 1. The record is from RefSeq and is a predicted model, not a curated record. Gene Ontology annotation, biological process: pattern specification process. Lineage: Eukaryota; Metazoa; Chordata; Mammalia; Carnivora; Mustelidae. The transcript has 21 exons. Gene Ontology annotation, cellular component: nucleus. Gene Ontology annotation, molecular function: chromatin binding. The coding region runs from base 296 to 4156 and encodes 1286 amino acids.
CCGCCGUAGCCGGAACUGCUGCUGAGCGCGGUGAGCCCAGCCUCCGUGAGCUGAGAGGCGGCAGCACCGGCACCCGCAUCCUCGUCCGCCGCUCGCCGGGCGCGGAGGGGACGUGCCGGGGCGAGCGCCUCUGGGCAACUGCUUCCGAGGCGGGAGGACCACAGCGGCGUCGCGGCUUCUGUGCAGCGGGCGCUCGGGGUCCGGGGGCUGCCCGGCCCGGCCGGUUCUGCGGGCGCCCGGGAGGCCCCCGGGGAGCCCGCGAAGCCAGGCCGCUGCGAGGCGUGGAUGAAGGAGGAUGACAGUGAAGUUGGGAGACGGCGGCGGCGGGGAGGACGGGCUCAAGCGGCUGGGCAAGCGGGCGGCCGACGACGACUCGCUGGAGGGCGAGGGGCCCGGCGGCGGGGACGCGGCCGACGAGAGCGGCGGCACAAAGAGGGACGCCAGGACCCCCCGGGACGGCGACGACGGCCCCCCGGCGCCCGCGGGCGGCCCGCAGGCCCCGUCCCCGCCGCCUGCCUGCCCGCAGGACCAGCACCACUUCCUCCGGUCCAGUGUGAGGCCGCAGAGCAAGAGGCUCAGGAAGGAUUCGUCGUGCGCCGGGGGGAGCGGCAGCGCGGGCGGCUCGGGGCCGCGCGGCAAAGGCGCCGACGGUGGUGGAUCAUCAUCUGGAAAUGGAUCCGGGGCUCCUCCCACCGCUCCCGCGACGGGUUCUCGCUCCUCUUCCCGGAACCUGGGGUCGUCGAGCGGCGAGAAGGAAGAAGGCAAGAAGGCCCGGCGGCAGUGGGAGUCGUGGAGCACGGAGGACAAGAACACUUUCUUCGAGGGGCUGUAUGAGCAUGGGAAAGACUUUGAAGCCAUUCAGAACAACAUCGCCCUCAAGUAUAAGAAGAAAGGCAAGCCCGCAAGCAUGGUGAAGAACAAAGAGCAGGUCCGGCAUUUCUACUACCGCACGUGGCACAAGAUCACCAAGUACAUUGACUUUGAUAACGUGUUCUCCCGUGGGCUGAAGAAGUCAUCCCAGGAGCUGUACGGUCUGAUCUGCUAUGGCGAGCUGCGGAAGAAGGUCGGAGGCUGUAUGGAUGACAAGAAUGCCACGAAGUUGAAUGAGCUCAUUCAGGCUGGGGCCACCACCGUGCGCUACAAAGGGAGGAACCUGCGGAUCAAGGCACCCAUGUGCCGCGCGCUGAAGAAGCUCUGCGACCCGGACGGCUUGAGCGACGAAGAGGACCAGAAGCCCGUGCGCCUGCCACUGAAGGUCCCCGUUGAGCUGCAGCCAAGGAACAACCACGCCUGGGCCCGCGUGCAGAGCCUGGCCCAGAACCCAAGGCUCAGGAUGAUUGUGGAGCUCCAUAGGAAGGUCUCCAGCCUCAUCGAGUUCUUGAAACAGAAGUGGGCGCUCCACGAAGUGCGGAUUCGGAAGACACUCGAGGACCGGCAGCUGCAGCACUCGCUUACAGAGCCGUCGCAGGAGAAGGUGGCGCUGCACCUGUUCCCAGGAGAGAGUUGCACGCUGACGCCGCUGCCGGGUGUGGCCCGCGUCGUGCACUCCAAAGCCUUCUGCACCGUGCACUGGCAGGAGGGCGGCCGGUGCAAGCAGAGCUCCAAGGAUGCCCACACGUUGCCUCCCGCCCAGAUCCUGGGCAUUCAGAGUGGGCAGGGCACGGCCAGGGGCCAGGUGAAGUGUCCAAGGGGCAGCGCUGAGGGCAAGGGCCCGGGACGUCCUCCUCCUUCCACCGACGCCUCCCAGAGCUCUGGAGAGAGCUCCCCUGAAAGUGCCCCUGGGGAGGGGCCCCCCCCGAGCCUCAGCAGCCUAGACACUCCUGACAGGCUGCCCCCUGGGCUUCAGGAUGCGGGGACACGGCUUGAGAAGACCCCCACGGCUGCUCCUGCAGAGGGCAGGGACGGCCCUGCCCGAGAGCCCGGGGAUGGGACAUGUGCCUGUGGCCAGCUCCCGGAACUAGAGGAGGAACUCUCACUCCUUGACCCCUUCCCGCGCUACAUGAAGUCUUGUCAGGACCUCAUCAUCCCCGAGCAGUGCCGCUGUGCGGACGUGCGGCCCUCCGGGUGCGCCUCCCCAGAGACUCGUGUCCCCAGCGGGGCAGAAGUGGCUGGCCUCACCCGGGCUGGGCCACCAUCCCCUGUCCAUGCCCCGCCGGCUCCAGAGCCUCAGCCUGGCCCCGGGCUCCAGCCAGAUGUUUGCACUAAAGACUCAGUAGAUGCACCUGCAGAGGAGCCCCAGGAGAAGGCCAGCCCCUCGGACCCCCCACCUCAGGGACAGCCUGCUGCCAAGCCUCUGAAGGACGUCCCCGCCAGCCGGCUGGCCCAGCAGCUCCGCGAGGAGGGCUGGAACCUGCAGACCUCUGAAAGCCUUACACUGGCCGAAGUCUACCUCAUGAUGGGCAAGCCGAACAAGCUGCAGCUUGAGUACGACUGGCUGGCUGUGCUGGGCCCCGAGGGCCAGGCCCCCGGCGCACAGGCCCAGGGCUCCCGCACCGGCUCCCCGCCCUCCACCUUCCACAAGCAGCGUCUCCUCGGCUGCCUCCUGAAGCUUAUCUCUACGGAGGUCAACCCCAGGCUGGCUCCAGAAGGGAACGCCGGCUCCACGGCUUCAGUGAGGCCAGCCCAGGAGGAGCAGUCGGCGACACCCCCGGGGAAGGUGGUGACUGUCAGCUCCCGGAGCCCCCGCUGCCCGCGCAGCCAGUCCACCCUCCGCAGCAGCAAGACCUUCUCGCCCGGCUCCACGCCUUGCUCCUCAGGUCUGAGGAACCCGCCGAGACCCCUCCUGGUGGCGGGCCCCUCCAGCACAGGCAGCGGUGACUCAGACGGUGGCCUUUUUGCUGUCCCGACUACUCUCCCGCCCAACAGUCGUCACGGGAAGCUCUAUUCUCCCAGUAAAGAAACAGAGCUGACUUUCCGGCAGCACCUGAACUCCAUCAGCAUGCAGUCGGACUUCUUCCUGCCGAAGCCCAGGAAGCUGCGGAACCGGCACCUGCGGAAGCCACUGGUGGUCCAGAGAACGUUGCUUCCUCGGCCAUCUGAGCACCAGUCCCACAACGUCUGUUCCUUCUCCAUCCUGUCCAAUUCCUCCGUGACCGGGAGAGGCUCGUUCCGGCCCAUCCAGUCUUCCCUGACCAAAGCCGCCCUGUCUCGGCCGAUUGUGCCCAAGGCCCUUCCACCCCAGGCCACGGGCCACCUGGCCAGUGCUGUUGACUUAGCCGCUAAAAGCGCCGGCAUCAUUCCCGGGAGUCCCCUCCCCGUUUUGGACACUGAGGGCCUGUCUGGUAUCUCUCCACUGUCUUCGGACGAGGUGACCUCCAGUGUCGCUGGUCAAGACCCCGCCAGCGGCCAGCAGAAUGGCGAUUCCAUCCCCGCCGUGGGGGGCACAGGCGACCCGUUUAUCAGCAUCCCCUCGAGGCCUGAGCAGGAGCCAGUGGCGGACAGUUUCCAGGGCUCACCUGUUAUCUCCCUAUCCGAGCUGUCUAAGGCUCCUCUCCACAAUGGGCCCCCCGCACCCCUACCCGCGCCGGAGGGCUCCAGCAGCCGCCUGUCUCCACCCAACGUCUCUGCGCUACUGGACAUCUCCCUGCCCGGGCCGCCCGAGGACGUGCUCUCGCAGGGCGAGCCCGCCACGCACAUCAGCGACUCCAUCAUCGAGAUAGCCAUCAGCUCCGGCCAGUACGGCGAGGGAGUCCCUCUUUCUCCGGCAAAACUGAAUGGCAGCGACAGCUCCAAGAGUCUUCCCUCCCCAUCUAGCAGCCCCCAGCCCGACUGGAUCGCCUCCCCAACCCACGACCCCCAGUGGUGCCCCAGUGACCCCACGGACUCAUCACUCAGCAGCUUGUUUGCAAGCUUCAUCUCUCCAGAGAAGAGCCGGAAGAUGCUGCCACCCCCGUCGGGGACCCACAGCGGCACCUCCCUGCUGGGCCCCAGCUUGCUGGAUGGCAACUCGAGAGACUCGUUUGUGUCCCGGUCCCUGGCUGAUGUCGCUGAGGUUGUGGACUCCCAGCUGGUGUGCAUGAUGAAUGAAAACAGCAUCGAUUACAUAUCUCGAUUCAACGAUUUGGCCCAAGAACUGUCCAUUGCCGAGCCCAGCCGCCGAGAGGCUCUGUUUGAUGGCAGUGGAGGCGGCCCUCCUGUCAGUGACCUGUCCCAGUGACCACACCUCAUCCCUGGUGGGCAUCCUGGCGGCUUCAGAGGAGGGCUGGUAGUCCUCCACGGUGGUAGAAGCAGCUUUCUACAAGCUAGAGAAAACAAAUCAAGCCCAGGAGCCCCCUGGAGAUGAUCUGAACAGAGGAACCUCUGUGCCCCAGAAUGUGCAGCAGGCAGGAAGCCGCGUCCCAAAGGGCAGAGGGCUGUGGUGGCCUGGGAGACCUGGACGGGUUCUCUAGGAGGGCCCGUGUCAGACGCUGCUGUGGUGUUGGAGCGGCUCCCUGCCGGCCAUGGAACAGCGCGUGGGGGCCACAUUCCCACCUGUGCUUCUGCCUCACUUGUCAUGUUGGAUGUUGCAGUGGCUUUUCCUCUCCAAGGAAAGGUGUGGGUGUGUGGCGGCGGCCACGGCCCCUGGGACUCACAGCCUUGCUGCUCUCUGCAGGGGCAGUUCCAGCCGCCACUGCUCUUUUUCUGCCAAACCUGUGCACCUUGGCGGUUGCUCUCUCUGCAGAGGACGGGGAAGGGAAGCUGGGCACGGCCAGGCUCUGCCUGGUGGGGUCUGCGCCCUUAGCAGACACUAGGGAGGACGCCCGGAUCGCAGGGCAGCGCACCUGGCGCCAUCCCCCUGAAACACUGGCCCUGGCUGAGUGCGCUCUCCCACCGCCCCCGAGCUUUGUUCUGACUGGCUCAACGUGAAGGAGGAGGGAAUCUGGUUUUGUGCAGCUUGCGUGGAAUUUUAGGAAAAAAUCCUGCUACGUGCUAAAGUGGUUGGAAAAAGGUUUUCCUUGUGUUUUGAGAAUAAGGAGACGUUGAAGAAGAAAAGAAUUCAGGGUUUCCUUCCUGUGUCAAGCUUCUUGGUCAACGAAGAUGUCCUUUGCUGGGUCCACCUUGGAGCUUUGGCCCACAAGUUCCCAAACCUCCCGGACGCUGCUGGCUUGCCGCUUACACGCGCGCCCUUUCUGGGAAGGUCGCAUCUCCAGCGCCUCCUCUUCCUUCUGCAGGCUUCUGUGCAGAGUCCACCCCGUGCACACGUUUCCUCCUUCAUGUUUCCCCCACCCUGUGGUCCUGUGUCUCUCUUCUUCCAGCACAGGGAGUGCAAGCAGGGCGCAGACGCCUGGUGCAGUCAGAGCACAUGAAAGCCAUGUCCCUCUCGUGAAUUCGGGCCUCCUUUGGGUGACCAUUUGCCAUCACUACCGGUGGGUCAGUGCCCAGAGUUUUCCCAGGAUGGAGCUGAUGGGGUUGCUCUGCUGCUUGGCCUGGGGGGAGGCUUGACAGAACCCUAUCCGGCUCCCCAUCUGUCGUGGCCAGCAGCCAGUGCUGCGGUGUAGGUCCAGAAGCGCCCUGUGUCCCACCAUCCUCCUGCAGCUUCAUCCUCCGCCUGCUGUCCGGACCGCUUCGGCUUUCGAAACCUACCUGAACUGAGGACAGUUUCUCUCUGCCUGCCUGCCGUGGAACGGCAGUCCCACCCCAGGCCAGUCCUAGCCCUCCCCCUGGGCUCCUCUCCCUCUCCAUAAUGGAGAGAUGAGGCAGCGUGUAAGGGAACAGAAAAGGUUUCUUGCGUGUGCAAGCAGGACGGAUGCUCCUGGUGGCACGGUCUCCACAGCCGGCUGCAGCACGCCAGGCAGCGGGCAGUGCCAUUCACCCCAGCCACGGAGGAAAGAGAGGCCAAUUGGCCUUCCAGCUAGUAUGUUCCUUCCUUCCUUCUCAAGUUUUUCUCAGAGCUCUUGCCUGUCAUGUGGUUUUCCUCUUUCAGGUCUGGUUCUAGGUAGAAACAUCACUAACAAAAGCCACUGUGGACUGGGCUCUUAGAGAAAGUCCUGAGGCUCUGGAGAUGGAGAAGAGAGUGACGUGCCCUUUUAGGAAGACAUAGCAUCAUUUGAACUAGAGUGUCCUUGGACUAGCUUGUGUGGCUUAGCUGUCCAUCUGCUAGCUUCCAGAAAUGAGCGCCAGCUGGAGGAGAUGACAGCCGUGUAGUGCGCUGGGCUGCUGACUCUGUUAGGUUUGUAGUAGGUUAGGAUGCCAGGCCAAGUUUAGGCUGCCACUAACUUGCUCAUACUCCACUGUCGGGGACCAGACACCCACAGUAUCCUAAGGCAUCGAUGCUGGGAGCAGGACCUGAUAGCAGUGUGCACGUUGCCAGAGACGGUAGGGGUCCUGAGCUGCUUUCAUCAGAGGACACCCCAAGGCAGUCUGGCAGGUAGUCUGGCCCCGGUGAUUCAGUGACAUGUAAAAGGAGGAAAACUAGGGAUUUGGGGUCAGCUUUUGUAGGCUUUUCAGUGGUACCUUCCACUAGGGCCUUAACCACAGACUCCAUCUGGAAUGUCACCUAGGGGCCAGGUGGAUUAGGGAGGACAGUGGGCUGAUUGUUCUCAACUGCAGUAAAGCUGACAUGAUUCCAGAGAAUUCUGCCACUGCUGCGGCAACCUGACAGGUCUAAGCAUUUGCUUGCCGUGUUAAAAGGAAAGUAGAAUUAAAAGAACAAGUCUGUUUUUUCCCAGCCUAAAUGAAUACGUGUGUAUAAACAUAAGCGUCUGGUAAAGGCUGGAAUUUUCAAAAGACCCAAGCAGAGAAACUCCCCUCUUCCUGGAUCUUCCUCAUCCUGUCCCACGGAAGUGGUAGUCUUGGUGUGCACAUGUGGCUUCCUUUGUGCAUUUGAGCAUGCUGUGAGUAAGACCAGCUCCGUCCCUUGGAAAACUCCCUCCCUAGUCGCUCUAAUGUUUGGGACCUUUUGCUGAUUGAGCUUUUGUGAAGACAGAGACUUGAGUAUCUCUGGUCUUCAUGGAGUUGGUGGUGUGGCCUGUGAUGAGCUUAGAAGACAAGCAGGAAGUGUGAAGUGGAGGCUGUGAGGAGCAUCUGUGAGGACGUGGCCCUCAUCUGUCCUUUCUGCUAAGGUGUAGAGUACUUGCUCGGGAGGGGUAUUUGGAAAGAGUUCAUCCACUGAUCUACUUGCUUCCCCACAUCUCCCGCUGCUUAGCUGCGGGAUCCCGAAAAGGGCGUCCUUCUCAGUGGAAUAGCCUCUCAACUAGAUCACAGCAUGGAAUCCAAACUGGUGCGGAGAAAAGUCACGGAAUAAGACACGAAGCAAGUAGAGGAGGAAAGUAGCAGUUGCUGGUUUUUUCAUUAUGUUUAAAGAGCUUGAGAUCUAUCAGACGCAUUUGUGAGAAGAUAGGGCACUUUGUCUUAGAGGAGGAAGGAGCCACCCAGCGGAACCUGCUCCAGGACCGCGGCUAACGGGGAGCGCAGACGCGCAUCGUAGGAUCGCGGCAGCCAGCGGGACCGGUGUCCGCCACGAGGCAGCGGCGGCGCCCUCCGCGGUUCCCUGAAGCAAUCGUUAAGCCAUAUCACCGAGGUUUCGGCGCGCCGGAGACGUGAAUCUGUUGUACGGAUUAUAAAUAUGCAUAUACAGUGUAUGUACAAAGCAGAAUGCCUGUCCUUCCUGGUUAUUUUUUGUACCAUAUUGUAAAUUAUAUUAUUUAUUCUUUACCAAUUUUGGGAAUAAAAGGUGUUUUGGUUAUUUAAUAUAAUAAAAGCUGUUAAACUUCUUAUGUUUAAAUUUCCAGUUCAACUUGUAAAUCUUUUUAUUAUUGUGCAUAAAUACAUACUAAUACUUGAUCUAAUA